GUCAUUCACGCCAUCGCUGCUAAAAUGAGAGAUGGACCCAAAUAGAUAUGCACCUGCUGUAUAUUCAUCACUUGUUGUUUAAUAAGACGUGUAAUAAUUGCUCAUGAAUAAUUAGGUCACUGUGUUACCCUAUUCUCAAAGUUGAGCCGUCAUUAGGCUCGUAGAUAUCCGCAACUUUACGUGUAUACCAGAUAGAAUUUCAAGAUGGGAAAGUUAAUGUCAAAGGUCUUUGGCAAUAAAGAAAUGAGGAUACUGAUGCUUGGUCUAGAUGCAGCAGGGAAAACAACUGUUCUAUAUAAGAUAAAAUUAGGCCAGAAUGUAACGACUAUACCAACAGUGGGCUUUAACGUGGAGACAGUCGCCUAUAAAAAUGUCAAGUUUUCUGUAUGGGAUGUAGGUGGUCAGGACAAGAUACGGCCAUUAUGGCGUCACUACUAUGCCGGUACCCAGGGGCUCAUAUUUGUAGUUGACUGUGCUGACCGGGAUAGAGUAGAUGAGGCACGCCAGGAGCUGCACAAAAUCAUAAAUGACCGGGAGAUGAAGGAAGCCAUUAUAUUAGUAUUUGCUAAUAAACAAGAUUUACCUGAUGCGAUGAAACCCCACGAAAUACAAGAAAAGCUUGGACUGACAAGGAUGCGAGACAGGAAUUGGUAUGUUCAACCUUCAUGUGCCACCACCGGUGAAGGACUGUAUGAAGGGCUUUUGUGGCUCAAAUCCAACCACAAGUCGUGACCUAAGAGAACUGAUCAGAAGGAGACAUUUUUAAUACAAAAAUGUUUUUACUACGAUAUUCAUGAUGAGGAAAUAUAAGCUGUGUGGAGUCUGCUUUGCCAAUAGAAUCAGAUCAAGUGGUGUAUUGUCUUGGCAAGAAAGAUUUGGAGAUGUAUGUAUUGGACACAUGAUGUGACAUGGAGGUGUUUAGACCACAAACAAAACUUUGUAAACACCAGAGGAAAAAUAUAGAUACAUACAAUGCACAUUGAGAUCGGUGUUAAGAAGAGCUCAAGUUGACCAGAACAAGUAGAAGUUUCCACCAUAAAUACCUUCUAAAGAAAACUACUGUAACUGCAUUGUACUUCAUUAUAUGAACAUGUAUACAUACAAGUCUAGUUUUUUUCCUCUUUUCUGUUUUGAAGAACUGGCACACUUUGAUGAAUGUGGCUGACUGUUACCUCUAGUAAUGAUGCUUGUGCAUGAGAGAGCAUGUGUAUAUGAGAAGAGAGAGAUUGUGUUUUUUAAUCAGAAUUUUGUUAAUGUGGGUAUAUUUUUAUUGUUAUUUUAGGAGAAUUUCCAUAUGGGAAUACAUGUACAAGCUUUUGUUAAGAGAAAUCUAUAUAUUAAUACCUUCCAUCCGUGAUACAAGGCAACCUUACAACAAGCAAAUGAACACUGUAAGGUGAAUAUUCGGUCAGCCUCAUCCAUAUCCUCUCAUACUAAGUCUACCGGUCUAGUUCCCGUUGAUAAGGCAACCGAUGUAAUGUAGGAUUUCUCUAUAAACCCAUUCAGAGGAGUCUUACACAAUGACAUCUUCAGAUGUUGGUUGCAUCAAAAGGAGACCUUGCAAGUUUGUAAUAUAAGAAAAUAAAAGUGGAAUUAGAUUAACAGGGAAGAAAAGACAAGGAAGGAAUUUAGAUAUGCUUACUUUUACUCCUUUGGUGUGGAAUUGUUAAUUGCAUUCUAGUGCUGAUUAAGGAAUAUACCCCAAUUCUUGUUUCCAUUAUGCCUGUUUGUUAAACAUUUCUCCUGUGACAUAUAGGUUGCUCUUGGUAUUAAGGGGAUGAUUGUGUUCCAGGCUUCGAGAUUAAAAAAAAUCUUGGUGCUUACUCUGAUGUUGUAUUUUAAACAUUUAGUUAUGUCAUUUAAAGAUCUUCACUCGCGUUGGGUGUAAGACCUCUCUGAAAAUAAUUGAUUAUAUGAUGUACAUAUAUUAACUAUUAUGGAAUAUGUUUGGAGCAUAAGGAUUGUAUUGUAUGCUUGUAGUCUAAAAAACUUUAGGGAAAAAAGCACUUGUGUGGUGUAACUUUGAUAUAACAUUUUUAUAAUGUUUAGGUUAGGUCAUGUGUAGCAUAACCCUUGUGUUUUUCACAUAAAGUCUUUCAUUUUCAUUAACGCUUACUCCAAGACAUGUCGGUCAGGCUUUGUGAUUGUUAGUUUAAUACAAUGGUGUCUUCUAAGUUAAACAUUUUGAAUAUGUGUUAGAAAACUAGACUUACCUAAAAAUUUAAUAUGGUUUCAUGAUGUUGUUUUCUCAUUUUGUAACUUUGAGAUGAAAAUUUUGUUAACUAAAUGCUGCUGUUGCCACUUCAAAAAAAAAUCAUUAAAUUUUUUAUCUAGAGUAGCCAGGGAGACAAGUGAUAAAUCAUUCAUCUAACCUUGUUUUAAUCAUCAAACUUUGAUGUGUUCAAAAUCUGAAUUACAGUUACUGGUUCACAAACAUUACUCUGUGACGAGUAUCCAGUAAUGAAACAAACUUUAUAGAAAAACUCUUAAGGAUCUAAUUGACGGAACGUAACAUAGAAGCAUUUUAAAAUGAAACAGCUGGUUUUUUGGUUUCCUUUCAUUCUUUGGCUAACCUAAUGUAAUAAAAUUCACAUACUGUCUGGUUUUAUCUUAAUAUUUUAAAAUCUUUCCUUAUUUUUAGUCUAAGGGCAGAAUUCUUUUUUUAGAAAAGUAUUAACGCUUAAAUAUAUAUCAUCAAUGGUAGAGAAAUGCUUGCUGCACUGUUAGUAAUAAUACUAAAUCAAUUAUCAUUUGUCUGUUUAAAUGAUGAUGAGAGAUGUCCAAAACUUAGAAUUUCUUGUUCGAUUGUAGUAAUCAUUAAUAUUGAUUCAAUACUAGAAGUACAGUAAAAAUGAAAUUAAAAAAAAUUGGUACCUUGAAAAAAAUUGUGCUGCACUUUAAGCUUGGCAAUCUAAAUACUAUUAAGUUAACAAUUUUUAUAAGUCUGAUUGCCUCAUAUUGACCUACCCCUGUAUCUUGGUGUUUGUUUUUGUGUAUUCAUUUUCUGAUGGAUUCUAGUGCAAUUUUCAUUCUUAUUGCAAAUACUACAUUGAAUGUUUUCAUUGGAAAAUGAUACUGUGGAUUGCUGCCAGUAAACACUUCAGAUCACUCUGUAAGCAUUCUGGGUAUCUUUUCUUCACAUUAUUUGUGUUAUAAUCUACCUGAGUAAUAUAAAACUCCGUUUUUCUGCCUAUGUAUUUAGGCCCCAUCCUGAAUUGUGCAAGAUGUUUAUUUUUCUUCCCAAAAUCUUAAAAUCCGAUAUUUUUAUGUGUUGACACAAAAUACAGCAGUAUCUGUUCCCAGUUUUACUCCUACUUUUUGACACACAAACAUUCCCAGUUUCCAACAGGUUGCAACUUCAAAAAAUAUCCAAGGAACAUGCUGAAUAAACAAAUAAACAAGCAGAACAUGAAAAAAAAAUUCAAUAAUCAUAUUCCAGGUAAUCAAUAGAUAUUUUUUUAUAUUAAACACUUUUAGAUUUAAACAAAUUCUUACAGCUCUAAUACACUAACAGUGUAUAUGAUAUAUGAGAUUGGUAUGCAAUACUGUUUUAAAAGCCGAAAGAAAAUUCAAAAAGAAAAUCCAAGGACAUACAUAGAAAUAGAAUCUCUCCAAGUGUUCCUGAAGUCUUUAUGUUUUUGAUGAAUGAAAACAAUUUGUCCUGGAUAAGAAGUGUUUAUGAGGAAUUUCUAUCACUUUAUGCUACAUUUGUCCUAAAGCAGAACAUGUUGCAAAAGCAAGGGUAGUAGUUAAAGGUAAACAUGAUUCUGGAUUCUAUUUUACAAAUAACCCAUCUGUCAGAUCAUUCUUCAGGUACCUGGAAAGUGUAAGUGGAACAGUUCUUGUAUUUGUUGUUUACCUCAGAAAAUGUGACAUUUCAAAGUAGGCAAAUUUUUCAUUGCUUCACAAUUUUAAAGAAAUAUAAAAUAAUAAAAAUAGCAUUAGAGUUAAAGUUUAAAUGAUUAUAUCCUGGAAUAGAACACUGGAGAAAGGUUUGGAGAUGCCCUCUGCUUUGUGCAAAUGUUUGCUGGUGUUUUACCAUAAUGAAUGGCUUAUUGAAAUGGCAGCUUAUGUUGAUUAAUAAUUAUGAUUUAGGUAACUUUUUAUAUCAAUGAAAACAUUACGUGUUAAUAAAAACUGAACCACUUUACCAGUAAUCAAAAACAAAAUCUGAAAACAAGUUUGUCUGAAUGACAGGAAAUCAAGGCAACACAUUAACGUUGAAAUUUGAGAAAUUGAACUCCAUUCAUAGCACAGUAGUAUGAAAUAUAAUUAAAGAUUUAGUUAGGUUUCAUGAGGAAAAUAUGUUACUUUGUAAUACCAACACUAACUUUAACUCCGAUUUAGUAGGAAAUUGAUUUAUAUAUAAUUAUAGAACAGCCUACAGUAUAAAUUUAUGAUUUUCUGAUGGUUCAUACAAAGUGCCUUCAGAGUGCAAGAAGGAAAACGAACAGGUUUUAUUAAUGAGAUUUGAAAGGAUUUUGUCAACUCAAUUGUCAGAAAAUCCUAGCUAGCUAUAGGCAUUUGGAAUAUUAAGAGUGCUCAUGUAAUAUAUUAUUUUCUUUAUUUAAUUUAUUUAUGUGCAUAUAACACUGUUUUGGGGAGUUUUUGUGUGUGAUUGGGGACUAGUGAUCUAGUCAUAUUUCUGUCAGAGUAAAAGGGGAAGCCUGCAAUGAAUUUAUUUUAGUGAUGCACAUGCAUUACACAUGCUUGGACAAGUCUUUAAAUGUAAGUUUAAGGUCGUUGCUUUGACUUUCAGAUUGUUGAAGGUCCUUGCUUUUCCGUCUUAUCAACUGUUAUAUAUGUUCUUAUUUUCCAUUGUUAAUGUACAUGAGCCAAGUAUGAUUUGAAAUGCUUAUCCUUAAUGAUAUAUGUGUAUAGUAGUUGAAUUUAUAUAAAUCCUACAAAGUUACAAUGUUACUUGUUAAAGACAUUUAGCAUAUGUAGCUGUGUUAAUAUGUCAUAUGAUUAAUUUUCUGUAUGUAAACAUUUUGUAAUUAGUUUAGGAGUUGAAUGUAAUUUCACCUUACAAAGAUGCAGGUUUUUUUAUGCUGCUUGAAUCAAUAAUUUCAGAACAUACAAGUCAAAUAAUUUUUUUAAAAAUAAUCGGGGGGAAAAAUCACCUACUAAGUAAUUUUCACUUCAUUACUUUUAUGCAUGCUUUCAGUGAACAUGAGUACAAUGUAUUUCCUGUGUACAACCCAAUUCCUCACCAGUAUUCUUAUGUAAUAUCAUAUAUGUUAAUAUGUUACUCUCUUGUAUGAAGUCAUAGUGUUGUCUCAAAGUAUUCCCCAAUUAUUGUAAUUGAUUAAUGAAAAAUGUGUAUAAUUUUUCUCUGUUCUGGUGUUAGAAGAAUCGUGAUUUAAAAUUGACCUUUACAGAAUUAAUAAUGUUUUAGCAUUGGAACUCUGUUAAUCUCAACUUCAUUUUUUUAUGUGCCAUUAACAUAUUAUGAAAUAUACAGGUAUUUAGAAAUGUAAUCCACAGUCUUAAGUUAAUUUUUUUUUCUCCUUUGUUAGAAAUAUUAUGUUGCAAUGUAUAUAUAUGAUAUAUAAAACUGAAAACAUUGCGCCAGUAUCAAGUCAAUAGGUUACAAUUAGCCGAUAGAGUACAUCACACGCAUGAACUCUUUCCCAAUUUAUAAACAUUACUUCAUAGAAAAAUUUUAUUUGUAUUUUCUUCACUCGGUUUUAUUUUCUCCACCAUUUAAGGUAGCAAGUUAAUUGUUUGAAAAGCAGUGUUUUCUUUUGUUGUAAAAAAUGAUAACUGGUAUACACUAUAUAUUUAAAGUUUCUAUCUAUUACCACAGAAAACCAUAUAUUUCUGCACAUCACAUGGCUAUUUUUAGGCUUGUGAUUGAAUGCUUCAGUCUUCUUACCAGUUAUUCCCCCUUUGCAAGGAUGGGGUUAGUUUGUUUUUGUUCACAAUAAGGCAGUUUUCUUGAUUUAGAUAUCAUAAAGUAUGCCAAACUGGUUCAAUGUAUAACAGGGAUGGAAAGUUUAAUUAUACCCUUAAACUUUGGAACAUGCAUUUCUGCAACGUCAAAAUUGAAGUAUUUUACGAUACUAAACAAGUUUAGAGAAAAAUAAAUUGAAGAAAGUUAAGUCAAUUGGAUGGAAGUACCAUAAUAAAUUUACAGUGGUGACAAGUCCCCUGAAAGCUGAUUCCUACUGUCCCCUAUUUAGUUUCAGAAUUAAUACAGAAAUAUUUGUCAUGCAGUGCUCUUGUCUGGAGAAUGUCACCUGAAUUCUCCACAUAAGUAAUUUGUUCUCUGGUGAUUAUUCUGCAAUAUCAUACAUACAAGAUAAUGUAUACCCUUGCUGGUUGCUAGUAGUUUUAUCUCAAAUUUGAACAUUCAUCUAAAAUUGGAAACUUCCUUCCUAAGGGUGAAUCAAUUCAGAUAAUCUCUUGAAUGUAUUUAAUUGAGGAAGUAGAUCAGGUUUGUUUAUCGUUGGCAAGAAUCUACUGUAGGAUACGCCUGUGAAGUUUUGAAAUACCUGGCAGGAAUGUAUGAUCCAAUUUAUUUUAUAACAUUCAAAGUGAGUAUUCAUGCUUAAAGGUCCAGAUAGAAAAUCAUCAUCAGAUGUUAGUAAUCUCCUGAAGACCCUGUCAUAUGUGCUUGGUGGAAUAGAAAUACAUUUGUUUUGUUUGUUGAUGUAUGUUGAUUUUUUUUUCUUUAUGUUAUUAAGCAAAUGAAAUGAAACUGUCACUCUAUGGAGAACACUGCUAGAAACAUAAACCCAAUCAUUUAUACAUAUAACCAUAAACAGAGUAUUUUGGUGGAGAUCAUUAUCAGAAAUAUAUACAUCUCAUACUAGAUGUUCAUGGGGGAUUUAUGAAUUUAAAAAAAAAGCAGCUUGGGUGAAUGUCGAUAGGUAAUCCUCUUUAUGUGGUAUUAAUGGACUUCACACCUGUAUCAGAUAUCACUCUUUAUUAAUGAACUUUGUUGAAAUGCUUUUCAUGCUUCUUAAACCUUGGUAUGACCUUUUGUAGUUUACUUUUAUUUUUCAUUACAAAACAUUCCACAUUGCUUUCUUCCUACCCUUUCAGGAGUUACUUCCCCCUCAUUUGCAUGUCAAACAGCCUCUUAACUUAUGUUACAUAAACAAAUGAAAGUCCAUUUGCAUGGAUGGGUGGUUUACUUGCAUGCUGUAGGAUGGUUUUCACUACAACUAGUGUGGAAUUCUAAUUAACUACUAAAGGUGAAUCUGCCUACGUGGAUCAUAAUGGUUAAGUGCACAUGAGAAAUGGUACUGUAAAUAGCCUCACAAUUAUUAUGCAAAUACAGAAUACUUGAUACAGAUAAAGGAAACAUGUAAGAAUAUGUUCAAUGAAUAAAAACAUACAUUUUAUUACAA
This is a messenger RNA of Ylistrum balloti, 7358 nucleotides long. Its product is annotated as ADP-ribosylation factor 6. Gene Ontology annotation, biological process: intracellular protein transport; vesicle-mediated transport. The record is from RefSeq and is a predicted model, not a curated record. Bases 205 to 732 code for a protein of 175 amino acids. The transcript has 5 exons. Gene Ontology annotation, cellular component: cytoplasm. Gene Ontology annotation, molecular function: GTPase activity; GTP binding. Lineage: Eukaryota; Metazoa; Mollusca; Bivalvia; Pectinida; Pectinidae.